Messenger RNA from Danaus plexippus (monarch butterfly), 3218 nucleotides. RefSeq lists its product as uncharacterized. The transcript has 11 exons. The coding region runs from base 215 to 2977 and encodes 920 amino acids. The record is from RefSeq and is a predicted model, not a curated record. Gene Ontology annotation, molecular function: protein binding; ubiquitin-protein transferase activity. Lineage: Eukaryota; Metazoa; Arthropoda; Insecta; Lepidoptera; Nymphalidae. Gene Ontology annotation, biological process: protein ubiquitination.
CAUACGUCAACUGACCAUCAUUUCGAACUGCCACAACUAACGCAACCGCACGUUUUAUUAUUAAUGUCAUAAUAUUUUUUAAUAUUUAUUUUUAAAGACACCAUAAAAAAUAAAACGCGCAAAUUCCAAAUGCAACUUAGGAAAACAUAGUGAUAUUUGUAUAAUAACAUUAUGAAUUGAGAGAUACGAAUAGGCUUUUAGUUCGAAAGUUGAAAUGGAGGCGAUGAUUGACCCAGUGUUGGUGACGUCACUGCAAGUAGGUCGCCGCGAGGUGACCUGUUUGGACACUACUUGUGGGCGUCUGGUUGCGGGCAUAGGAGAUGGAACGCUAAAACUCUGGCGAUGGAACCGAUCCUCAGGCUGGUUACUGCUCGCUGAACAAAAGCGUGCACAUCGAUAUGGUGUCACAGGAACACGCUUUGCCACUUCCGGAGUUCUACUUGCAACAGUUGGAAUUGAUGGUGCUGCAAGAAUAUGGUCUGCAUAUGAUGGUCUGCUUGAGAAACGUACCUUGGCUGGUCCGGAUACGGCAGCAGCGAGAUCUUUGCAGUGGGCGUCGAGCGAACAAUUGGCUGUUGGACACGAUGACGGAGGGGUUCGGGUAUGGGAUGUCCGCGGUGGAGCGUUGCUAGCAUACAUACGACCUCAUGAAGGGGCAGUUUACGCGCUAGCAACAUUGGCUUAUAAUGCUCUCUUACUUACUUCUUGUUCUGAUGGUGUUUUAAAAGUUUUUGAUUUUCAAGAAGUAACUGCGCAUGGAAACGACGGCACUGCAGGACCAACACCACUUUUUUGGGAAGAUGGAGCUCAUGAUCUGGGAGCACAAUGUAGUACGGAAUGUGGUAGCGAUGCAGCUACUGGCGGACACGACGGACGCGUGCGUAUUUGGCGGGUUUUGGGUGUAGGACGACAGAGACGAGUCGAAGCAGAUGUAACUUUGACUGGUCACACAGCUGCUGUCACAUCCUUGAGAUGGAAACGUGACCUUCUGACAUCUGCGUCACUAGAUCGCACUGCGAGGUUAUGGUCUGUCAGCUCAACCGUUUGUCUCCGAGUUUUACAUGCACAUUCACGUUACCUUACAUGUAUUGCUUUAUCAAUGGAUCUGAGAUAUAUAAUAACGGGUUCAAACGAUAAAACAAUACGGACAUGGUCUUUGGGCGUCUUCUCUAUAGAUGAUGACAUUCAACCGGAAUGUAAUCAUAUUGUACAUUUCGGACUUGGUGACCUGGAGGGAAUCGGUCCAGUAGAUGACGAUAUUGAAGAUGCUAAUGACACAGUGGUAUGUACUAGUAUAGGAACACAUCGCAUCGACCGCGUGCAUCAUGCCUCAGCCAUUAAUUGCAUUGCUGCUUCCCAGUCUUUAAUCGCAACUGCCUCCAGGUAUCCACGAUUUUUAGUUAUUAAAAUAGUACAAAAUCUCCAAUAUGUGCACUUAUAUACUGUGACAUUUCUUAGUGAUGGAUCCGUAAAAAUAUUCAGAUGGUUUUGGAAAGAUGAAGGUUUUAAACUUAAUCUAGAGUUGGAACUAUCUGCUCACACUUAUCCAGCUUUAGCCGUCGAUUUUGGAGCAAAUGAUGCACUUUUACUAAGUGCUGGGCUUGAUGGCUGUGCGCGGCUUUGGGAUAUUAUGUCAGGCUGUGAGUUGCUUGUUUUGACGGCGGACAGCAGUCAGUGGCGCGGGGAUGGCGGUGGUGGUGUAAGAGACGCUCGAGUGUCUCCUCACCGUCCACCGCUGAUGCUGCUAUCCAGUGAUGAUGGGUUCACAGCAUUGUGGGGCAUAGAACAAACAAGCCCGGACCCGAUACAAGUAUAUCCAGGUCUUGUAGAAGCAGCGUUAUGUUGUGCAUGGUCUGCAGACGGUGCACUCGCGGUUGCAGGAGGAGCAGCUGGUGAAUUACAGCUGCUCGCUCCUCCGCGUCCAGACUGUUUGUAUCAACAAAGUGACGCACAUGAUCUUGGAGUUCUUAGUUGUGAUUUUGCACCCAUUUCCCACAAUCAUGCGUCCGAAAGUGAAAAUAAAACGUACCUUCUCGCAACGGGAGGCCGAGAUGCUCUAAUAAAAUUGUGGCAAAUAACUUCGGAAGUUGAAAACGAGCACAUUGAAUGUGUAUCAUUGAAGCUCGCAAGAGCUCUAGCAGCGCAUGGCAGUGCAGUGCAAUGUGUCCGUUGGGGUCAGUUUGGUCGAUAUGAGAAUGAGUUGGCACUAGCCACAGGUGGUGCAGAUCGUUGGGUUCGCGUGUGGCGUGUAACUGAAACUAAAUCGGGUCUGGAAGCUAUAGCGACAGUGUCAGUGCCUGCGGGAGCUGCAGGAGGCGCGCCAGCUGUGCGUCUUUUAGCCUACGAACGUACGUCACUGCUAGCCGUUGGAUCAUUAUCCGGUACACUUGCUUUGUGGCAACUUCCAAAUACCGAUCUCAUGGAAGAAUGUGAGGGAGCAGAACCACGAUUUUGGAGCAUAAAUGGUGUCUUGAGAUGGUUAUAUGAAUAUAUUACAAGGUCAAACGAGGAUACAGAUAAUGUAGAAGUCAUAGAAAAGCGUCUGACUGAAGCAGCACGAACCUCACAAAUGACAGGCGCUCGACUACUGGAUGACCCUCUUGAAGAGUUAAUGAAGGCUUUUGGUUACGAAGAUGAAAAUGACGAAGAAAACACCGCAAACGAUGAAAACACCGUCAUACGUGACAGGCUAAUUGAUGAAAUACUUUGGUUACGCAGGGAGCCCAUGAACCUCGAGCUGGAGUCAUCGAUCCCGCACGCACUACGAUGUCCGAUAUCGCACGAAGUGAUGACAGAACCAGCGCGAGCUGCUGAUGGUUUCACCUACGAACGACAGACCUUCCUUGACUGGUGCCUGGCUACCGGACCAGAGGCGGUACGGUCACCGGUAACCGGUCGUCGCCUACGUAGUUCGGUUGUGGCCCCAAACAGAAAGUUGCGCGAGCGACUUCGAGAACACUGCGCUUGGAAACGGUAGUCAUAUUAUUAAAAAAUUAUGUCGGAUGAAUAUUUAAAAAAAAAAAAUUUUUUUUGUGAAUUUGUAAAUUCAGAUAAUGCAUAUUUGUGUUUUAUAUAAUGUUACAACUUUUCUCUUCUAUAUCUUUUUUGGAACACUCAUUGAUAUUUAAUAUUUUCAAGCAAGGCUACUUAUAAUUUACGUAUAUAAAUACAAGUGGCGGUUACUCUUGUAACACAAAUAUACCGUACAAAUUGUUGUC